UCUUUUCUUGAAGUAUCAAAACAAACGCCUAAAGAACGAUGGGGUCAUUCCAGUGUAUUUAUUUAUAGUAACUUAGGACCAUACCUACUAGUGGUGAGUGGAUUACUUAUGAUUGAUUGCUGGUUACUUGAUAUUAAUAAAAGAAUAUGGAAACAACUGUUGAAUUUACCAAGAAGUGUCACUAAUAGAUCAAAUCAUUCUAUGUCAGUAUGGAGUAUAACACCAACCAUUGACUGGAUAAUUGUGUUUGGAGGAGAUUCAAGAUACAAGGAUACAGCAGUUAUUGAACUCAGAUAUGAUGAUAAAGGUUGGUCUGUUAGUGAAAUACCUCUGGACCAAUAUCAAGAGAAACUACAAGAAAGGAGAAUAGAAUGGGAAGUAUCUCAACCUGUCCAACCUCAUCAUCAUCAAAACAAGGAAAGAGAAAUAAAACUACCAACUCAACAACUACAAGAAAAAGGAAGGGAGCUCCAGGAGGACAGAAGAGAAAUAGAUCGUCUGACACGUUUACUACAAGAAAGGGAAAGGGAACUACAGGAGGAGAGAAGAGAAAAGGAAUGAGUUAGAACCAGACUACAGGAACAACUUGAAUCAAGAGAGAGAGAAUCUCAAAUAAGAGAGCAACAGCUUCAAAGGGAAAUAGAAA
This is a messenger RNA of Amphimedon queenslandica, 646 nucleotides long. RefSeq lists its product as uncharacterized. The transcript is spliced from 3 exons. Gene Ontology annotation, molecular function: protein binding. NCBI's taxonomy places the organism in Eukaryota, Metazoa, Porifera, Demospongiae, Haplosclerida, Niphatidae. The coding region runs from base 109 to 561 and encodes 150 amino acids. The record is from RefSeq and is a predicted model, not a curated record.